This is a messenger RNA of Cercopithifilaria johnstoni, 288 nucleotides long. The record is from the annotation of a GenBank genome assembly. Lineage: Eukaryota; Metazoa; Nematoda; Chromadorea; Rhabditida; Onchocercidae.
AUGUUCCUUUUUUUCACAACAAUAUUUCUUAUCAUACAACUACCAUCUACAGUUACUCAGCAAUGGGGAUGUAUCUUUUGCUUCUUUCCAUAUUAUCCACAACCAUAUCCAUAUUUUUAUCCACCAGUUAUUACUCCUCCGACAUUUUUUCCUUCUUAUCGGUCUAUUGGUCCAUGUGUAAAUGGUCGAUGUCCAGCCGGAUAUGGCUGCUAUAAUUCACAAUAUGGGCCAUGUGUCAACAAUCAAUGUCCAAUGGGAUUUUGCUACAAUGGUCAAUGUGUGGGAUAA